Messenger RNA from Trypanosoma rangeli, 522 nucleotides. RefSeq lists its product as uncharacterized. Bases 1 to 522 code for a protein of 173 amino acids. The record is from RefSeq and is a predicted model, not a curated record. NCBI's taxonomy places the organism in Eukaryota, Euglenozoa, Kinetoplastea, Trypanosomatida, Trypanosomatidae. The transcript has a single exon.
AUGUGGCGCGGCAGCACACCGGUAUCUUCUUCCGAGCGAUGGCGCCCGUUUUUCUCAUCACGCCUAAAGGAAUAUCUUGACCGCUACUGGGCUGUGGUGUUUACUGUUGGCGCACGCCCCAUUGAGACCGGUCACCUGCGCCACUACGUGGCCUGGUACUGCACCCGGCUGAAGGUGGUGCAGCUAGACCACCACAUUCACGCCGACGCGCUCCGCAGGCAGCUUCUGGAGGUGAGCGAAACCCCUGAGCUGCCGCUGUUGUUUGUGAACAAAAAGUUGGUUGGGACGCUCCACGAUGUACACGAGUUGGAGAAGGCGAAGAAGUUGAAGGAUGUGCUGCACUUUGGGUUUGAGUGGCGGGUGGGUGGCGGUGACGUUGGGGAGCGGCCGCUGCAGGGCUCGUUACCGGCGCCAUAUGGAGACACGGAGCUGUUUCGUGGACGCUACCGUGGAGCCCCCGUGGCGAGACCGGUGAUGGCGCUGCCGAAGCUGCAUCCUUUUGAUUCUCGUUCGGACGAAUGA